CUGUGAUGAAGUGACGUGAACAUAGUUUUUCUCAAUUGCACGUAGGUUUCGCUAUAAUGCUAGUCACAAUGUAGUGAUGUAUAAGAUUAUGUUGCCGUCGCAUACAGCUCAUUGAUCGAGUAAAAUGUUGUGUCUGAAAUGUGUUUUGUCGUUUUGGACUCUCUGUCAAGUCAUCAAACAAGCCCACCCAGCUGAUUCCUGCAGCCCUGUAGUCCAGAUAAAACCACAGGCAGGAUUCCUGAUGGUCAACAUUGGGAAAAACUGUCUCUGGGAUGAACAUGGGGACCAUUGUCAUUACGUGGUCAACUACGGUAGAGAGGGGGAGAAGCUCGAAGAGUAUGUCUCCAAAUCCCCUGAGACCCUCCGAGGUCUGGAGAUUGGGGGGAGGUACUGUGUACAGGUCCGCUAUGUCUGUUACCACAAGCCCUUUGGAACCUCUAGCUCCCUACAGUGUGUAUCCAUCCCAGAGUCAAAAAGGACAAGGCAUACCAGGAUUGUGGCUAUCAGUGUGACCCUUACCAUGCUGUUGGGAUUCUUGGUAGUGGGCCUUGCGUUCAUCUACAGGCACCAUAAGAAAUUUAAACAGUUCCUUCGACCCCCACUACAGCUACCAGACCACUAUCGUGAGUACCUCUCAGGGGACUUCCCCCAGCAGGCCCUGUCCAUCACAAGAACCAGGACCUAUGAAGAAAUCCAUGAUCUCAUCUCCAUCGUCUGCUGUGAAGAGGACCAGUCUGACAGAGAACAGGACUAACUCGCCUACUGAGCUGGAGUCAUCCUCUGGCCCUGUAGAUCAUUACCAAUGAUCCAUUGAUCCUGUGACUUCAGACAAGACAUGAGCCUUUCACACUCACUGGGAUUUUAGAUGAACUGUAGUUGGCCUAUGACUGUUUACACUCCGAAGCCCUUGCUUGCAUCAGCUACAAACUAUUUUACAAGAAUCUGGUAACUUCUCUAGGCAUGUUAGUAUGCUCUGCUGCAGAGGACAGGGACAGGUGCGUAUGGCUCACUAAUUAGACCUACCCAGUAAUGAUUCCUUUGAUAAUGUGUCAUCAGGUCAUCCAGCUUAAGACAGAACCUUGGGCCAGGACUUUCAUUUAACAUUUUUGGAUGUUUGGUAAUGGGAUUACUAUGUUCAACUGUGUAUAUCACACUAUUUCUUCAGUUUUCUUUACUGAACAUAUUAGACAAGUACGAGUAGCAAGGUUAAGGCACAUAUUGUAAUUUACUAAUCAAUGAAAUUAGUUUGAGGUAUACAUGGUCAAAAGUUGGCUGAGGGGCUGUAUUAAAAUGUGAAAACAGACAUAAGUCUCAAGAACUUGUCCUAUCUAUGAUUGCACUUUAUAUGAAAAUUUACCUCUAGCAAU
This is a messenger RNA of Salmo salar (Atlantic salmon), 1367 nucleotides long. It is a transcript of the gene ifngr2a, whose product is annotated as interferon gamma receptor 2a. Gene Ontology annotation, cellular component: plasma membrane. Gene Ontology annotation, biological process: cytokine-mediated signaling pathway. Gene Ontology annotation, molecular function: protein binding; cytokine receptor activity. The record is from RefSeq and is marked validated. Lineage: Eukaryota; Metazoa; Chordata; Actinopteri; Salmoniformes; Salmonidae.